This is a messenger RNA of Astrephomene gubernaculifera, 339 nucleotides long. NCBI's taxonomy places the organism in Eukaryota, Viridiplantae, Chlorophyta, Chlorophyceae, Chlamydomonadales, Astrephomenaceae. The record is from the annotation of a GenBank genome assembly.
CUCGAUGGCGCCUCCCUCGCUAAGCUCGCCUGGGCGUAUGCCUCGGUUCGUCAAGCGGAUGAGGGCCACCGAGCUCAGCUCGACCGAAAGCUCUUCACGCAAGUGGCGGCAGCGUGCUUGCAGCAGGAGGAGCUCCCCCGCUUCCCUCCCCGAGCGCUGGUAGCGCUGCUCUGGUCCUUCGCCGCCCUCCCGCAACCCCAUGCGCCCCUCUUCGAUGCGAUCGCGGCAGCACUCGUCCCUCACCUCUCACCGCCGCCCUCACCCCAAGACCCGCUCCCCUCACCACCACUCGAUGCUGCUUGCCCUCAGAGGCCUCCGCAGCGGCAGCCCCAGCACCGG